GAACAAACCGACCCUUCUUUUUUUUACUUCUCUCUGUGUGAGCACAGCUGCCAGCAGCGGGCUGAGAUCUGUACUUUCCAGGAGCAGCGACAGCGCCAUGGGUCUGUUCAGCUUUCUGAGUGCCAUCAUCACCAGAGCUUUGUUCAUCCUGCUUUCACUGGUCGCAGUCUGGAGGGUGAUAUGGGUCAAAAAACAUCCAUACUACUGGCUGCUGACUUUGCUCUUUCUGCCACUUGUUGUUGAAAUGAUAAUAACACUGAGGAAGCGAAAAGGACUGGACUACAAAUGGUUUUCUCCCACAAUUUUUCUGUUUCUCAUUAGUAUCAUUCCCUCCAUCUGGAUCCUGGAGCUCCACCACCAGCAGAACAGAAAGCAGGAUGGCAAGUGCAAUUAUGAGUUUUUCACUGGCAUGAAUGAAUCAUCAGGAAACAGCACAAUAAGUGAUAGUUUGAAGAGACUUCAUCAUGUGUUGUCAAAUUUCUGCCAGGACAGCUGGAUCCUUGCUCUUCAUCAGAUUCUGCUCAUCCUUCUCAUCAUAGGGAAGUGGCUUCUCCCUUUAGGAGGCGGGAUCACGAGAGAUCAGCUCUCUCAGCUUCUGCUCAUUUUAGUUGGCACGGCGGCGGACAUCCUCGAGUUUAACAGUGAGACGCUGGCCGAUGUAAAAGAGAACAGUCGCGAGCUGGUUUACGUCAUUUUAGGUGUCUGGACUUGGAGCAUGCUGCAGUUCCCCUGUCAUCUGUGUGUGGUGGGGCCAAUGACCGACCAGGCAGCGGAUGAGAGCGUCCAGGGAGACUCCCUCUGGUCCAAUCGCAGCACCGACCUGUGGAGCAUCGUGGAGACGCUGUUUAUCCACGACGGUCCCUUCCUGGUGGUCCGGCUCAUUGUCAUGAUACAUUUUGGUACUUUUCACCAAAUGCUUGUUUUCUUUGCCUUUAAAAACUUCCUGGUUGUCAUCCUGAAUAUGUACAGGCUGUGUGUUUUAUACCAUGACUUUAAGUCGUCCGUGCACAGCCCAGUGGGGGACAGAGCAGACUGAAGAGUCUGAUGAGUCAUCGCUGAGAUGGGUUAGAGACAAGGAAAAUAUCAGAUGUCAGACCUAAGAUGCUGCAAAGAUACAAGACUUGUGAAAAUUUCAUGUGAAGCAGGAAAAGAAGUGUUUAAUGUUAUUUUGAUCCAAAAGAACGACGAGUUCACAACAGAAUCUCUGACCUCAUUCAUUUUGUAAUCAAAGGACAUUGUUGUUUGGAUGACUGAUAUUUGGUCAUAACAUUUCUUCAUAGACCUUUGGAGAGUUUAUUUCCCUUUAAGUGAUGCCACAUUUAUCAGAAAAACAAGUUCUUGGGUCAAAGCAGCCGAGUCUACCCAUUAAAAACCGCCAGUAUCCAAAAGCUUAUUCUGCUCUUGACUGGUGUUUUUUGUUUAUUAUUGAACUAGAUGACAAAAAAAAACAAGAAAUAUUUGCAAUUCAGCAAUGUAUUUUUUUAUUUUUUUUACAUUGAAGAAUUGCACACAACCACAACAGUCACAAUGCAGUGGGAUGCCAAUCUAUUCUUUAACUAAUUUAGUUUGGGAUAUCAUGAAAUGCUCUCCAUUCCCAAACAUUUGAGACAGUGUCAUGUCGCCUGGGCCAAACUUUAAACUGGACUUACAGUGGCAGUAGCCCAGGGCCACAUUUUUUGGGAGGGAGGCCUCGAUUUCUCUCUUUUUUUUCUUUUUUUAAAUUAAGGCAUGUUCUGCAGACAUUAUACUUAAAACAUCAUGAAUUUAUAGCAAUUUAUAAUAUGGAGCAACUGGACCUUUUAAAGCUACCACCCCAGUCAGCUCCCUACUGGAGGGCAAGGUACUGCGCCUGAGUGCAGUUGACCCUCCCUGAAAGGUUAAAGGUCAAAAGAUCAACCAACCCCUUCACCCCCCACUUUCAUAACAUCAAACAAAAUUGGUGUCAGUCAACUCGGCUACAUUUGUGCUGGUGUGUGCAGCAAAACUUUUUGUUUGUUCCGCCAUCAUUCUAAAGAGAUUAAGAAAAAUGUCUUCUAAGGGUCAUCAGAGGUCAAACACUCCCCUGCCACCGCUCACAUUUAAAUUUAUUUAUUUAUUUCCACAAAUCAGCUAGGUCGGUGCUUGUUUGUGCAACAAACAUUGUCAUUUGUGCUGCUUUGGCUUUGAAGAUAUCCACGAAGGUUUAAUCUUUCAUUGAUAUCUUCAGAGCCAAAGCAGCACAAACGAAAAUUUUUGCUGCACAAACCACCACAGAUCUAGUCGAGUUGAUUGACACCAAAUUUAUUUAUUUUUGCAAAUGUGAGCGGGGCCUGAGGAGUGUUUGACCUCUGAUGACCCCUAGCGAACAUUUUUCUUAGUAUCUUUAGAACGAUAGGGGCACAAACGAAGAUUUUUGUUGCACAAACGUAGCACAAAUGUUUGACACCAAUUUUGUCUGAUUUGAAGAAGGUGGGGGGAGGGCAACUUCACUCAGGUUGAUAAAGAAAAGAAAAAGGGACGCAGUGCUUUGCUACUAAUUGUCAACACUAUGACAAGUAGUUUAAAAAAAAAUUGCGAGGGAGAGGGACGUAGGUCAUUAAUGAUAGCUUGACUUUGAGAACCGUCACAUUAAGAUGUGCUGUGGAAUUCGAUGUGUUUUGAUUCAGUUAAAAAAAAAAACAACUCUGACAGAUCGUCAGAAGAGCAGGUGUUUAGAUGAGCUAAUCAAACCACCGCUGUCCUACCACAAGGAUAGUUCGCAUUAAUAAUCGCGAAAUAAAAAUUGAAACCUGAAAACAUGAAACUGUAACGUACUGCAUGUUCUUUUCUUUUUGUGGGAAGUGUUUGCAUGUUUUUGGUCUUGAUUCCCAGUACAUUUGUGGCGUUGUUGUCAGUUGCUACAACAACGCCUGUGUGUAGGGCUCCUGACACAGAGAGAGAAAAAACUAGUGUGUUUUAGUUAUUCUUCAACUGGUUUUCUACAUUAUUUGUCCCUUUGCUGAGGCAGACAGCACUAAAUUAAUAACACCUACAUCUCCAGAUUUUAUUUAGUUAGCGCAUGGCAUGUAAAAGAAUUAUCUUUUUGCCCUCAUUGUGGGCAUGCAAGAGAUUUCCAGAUGUAAACAAUAACAUUCAACAUGUCUAUAAAAUUAACUAGUACUGUACAUGCAUUAGCAAAAUAAUUUUUCUUUAGUGGAUAGAUCACCAAAAUGGUUUCCAGCUCAGAGGCCUACAUCCCUGUAAAUCUGGAACUGCGUGUCACUUGUAUUCUCAAUUUACGUAAUAUUCAGGUUUUAAAAGGUGUUUUUUAAUAAUUAAAAUGAACAUAAAUAAAUGCUUCAAGCAUAUCACUCUGUGUGUAGAAUAGAAAGACGUAGAUAAUAAUGUCUGUACUCCUUACCUUUAAUUUUUACCAUUAAGUGAAGCAACAUCUGAACCAAAACUGCACUAAAAUCGAUCGUUUGUUUAAGAGUCAUGUCUGGUGUUUUUUUUAAAAAAAAAACAUUUGGUGUUAUUUUCUUCGUUGCAAUUUUAAUUAAGUAUUUCUGAUGGGUUUAUUUUAUUAUUUAACACAGGUCAUUAUAUUCUCUUGAAGUAUUAUGUUAAACAUUUCUGAAUGUUUUGAGGCAUUUGCUGCCACGUUUUACUCUAACAUUCAACUUUGCAUGACUGUGAAUGUAGACAAACUGAACGUAACCUUGCAGCGUGUUUGUUGUAAUCUCAUGUUACUCCUGCAUUUUUGAAGUACUGUAAGCAGGUGAACUGCCAGAACCUGGUGAUGAAGUUUUUUUGUAAAGCGAUCUUGCUUCUUGUCCUUGGUAAUGAAAUGUAUAAAUUGCAUUUCAUUUGAUUGUCACUAGAUGUCCUCAGUUGUCUUUAUCUGGUUUCAUGAUCUUCACCGUCAGCACUUCCUUUUUCAUUCUAGCACUAUUGGCACUAUUACUCUGCCAUAUCUUGCUUGCUUUCUUAUCAGUUCUUUAUUGUUACCCUCUUUGCGCUUGCCUAACCUAACCUUGUUCUGAAUUUUAUAUAUUUUUUUGUUGUUGUUGCUUUGUUUUAUAUUAGACCAGUCAGAUUUUCUUUCUCUUUAUCAAGGUUUUGUUUGUUUGGCGUUUAAUUUUUUUGUAGCUUCCUGGGUUUUCAUCUGUGUUUACUACACUAUGUUGCCUGUUAUCUCUCUGCUUUAUAUUUAGUCUUCCAUUCUGGUCAUGUAUCUAUUAAUCUGACCAUGCACACUUAAAUAAACGUCUUCUUUCUAAAUAAAUUUGAGAUAAUUUGA
Molecule: messenger RNA, 4258 nt
Organism: Xiphophorus hellerii (green swordtail)
Lineage: Eukaryota; Metazoa; Chordata; Actinopteri; Cyprinodontiformes; Poeciliidae
Product: transmembrane protein 26
Exons: 6
Coding region: 98-1036 (312 amino acids)
Source: RefSeq, a predicted model, not a curated record